GGGAUACUCCAGAACUUGUAAUCUUCAUAUUGGAGUCACAGACAGCCAAGGUUAUGUUUACGACUAUGAUGAAAAAGGGUUACAUCAGAGAUCAAUCUGGCCUGAGUGUUUGGUUGUUAUUUCAAACACUUGCAUGGAUCCUGUGCUAUGGGAAUACAAUGUUACAGCAUACUUGUGGACAGUCAGAUUUAUGGCUGGGAUUCAAGUACAACGAAAUGGAAUGGAACUGUUUUGAUUUUGUCCUGAAUUUCCUUCAGUUUUAUCCUGAAUUUGGCGCUGACAUGAGUAAAGAAAUGUUCUGUGAGAGAUUUUUGAAACAAAAAACAAAAAGAGCUGAGCAGUACAUUUACCUGUACCAGCAGGUUUCU
Messenger RNA from Physella acuta, 368 nucleotides. Its product is annotated as MKRN2 opposite strand protein. The record is from RefSeq and is a predicted model, not a curated record. NCBI's taxonomy places the organism in Eukaryota, Metazoa, Mollusca, Gastropoda, Physidae.